UUGAUUUUCUCUCCAUUUUCUUCUCUUUCUCAUUUUUGCACUAAUUCUCUCACUGCUUUGAUCCCCCUUUCCUCUCACUUUACUGCUUUGCUUCCCUUUCCCUUCUCUUUCCCUGCAUUAUUCUCACCCUCGUUCUCUUACUCUGCAUUGUUCUCACCUUUGUUCACUCUCUUUCCCUGGUUUACUCUCCCCUUUCUUAUUUCUUUCUCUGCUUUGCUAUUCACCUUACUCUCUCUUUCUCUAUAUUGCUCUAAUUCCUCUCUAUCUCAUUGUUUCUUUCUCAUUUUUCUCUUUGCUUCUUUCCCUCUCUCUAUUUGCUUCUUUCCCUCUCUCUAUUUGCUUCUUUUCCUCUCUCUAUUUGCCUUUCCCUCUCUCUAUUUUCUUUUGCUUCUUUCCCUCUCUCUAUUUUCUUUGCUUCUUUCCCUCUCUCUAUUUUCUUUGCUUCUUUCCCUCUCUCUAUUUUCUUUGCUUCUUUCCCUCUCUCUAUUUUCUUUGCUUCUUUCCCUCUCUCUAUUUUCUUUGCUUCUUUCCCUCUCUCUAUUUUCUUUGCUUCUUUCCCUCUCUCUAUUUUCUUUCUUCUUUUUCUCUCUCUAUUUUCUUUGCUUCUUUUCCCUCUCUCUAUUUCUUUGCUUCUUUCCCUCUCUCUAUUUUCUUUGCUUCUUUCCCUCUCUCUAUUUUCUUUGCUUCUUUCCUUCUGUCUCUCCUCUCUGCUUCUUUCCUUCUGUCUCUCCUCUCUGCUUCUUUCCUUCUGUCUCUCCUCUCUGCUUCUUUCCUUCUGUCUCUCCUCUUUGCUUCUUUCCUUCUGUCUCUCCUCUUUGCUUCUUUCCUUCUGUCUCUCCUCUUUGCUUCUUUCCUUCUGUCUCUCCUCUUUGCUUCUUUGCUUCUGUCUCUCCUCUUUGCUUCUUUGCUUCUGUCUCUCUUUUCUUCUUUCUUCUGUCUCUCCUCUUGCCCUCUUUCUUCUUCUCUUCUUUCUUUCUCUCCUCUCCUCUUUUCCCCUUUCCCUCUCUCUCUCUUCUCUUUGCAUCUUUCCCUCUCUCUCUCUUCUCUUUGCAUCUUUCCCUCUCUCUCUCUCUCUCUUUGCAUCUUUCCCUCUCUCUCUCUCUCCUCUUUGCAUCUUUCCCUCUCUCUUUGCAUCUUUCCUCUUGCAUCUUUCCUCUCUUUGCUCUUGCAUCUUUCCCUCUCUCUUUGCAUCUUUCCCUCUCUCUUUGCUUCUUUCCCUCUCUCUCUCAUUCUUCAGCUUUCCUUCAUUUUCUUCUAUUUUUCUUUUAUCAUUUCAUUCCUCCAUUAUACAUUUGUUUCUCUGUGCCCCCCUGCUUUGUUCCUCUGUGCCCCCCUGCUUUGUUCCUCUGUGCCCCCCUGCUUUGUUCCUCCGUGCCCCCUGCUUUGUUCCCUCUGUGCCCCCCUGCUUUGUUCCCCCAGCCCCCUGCCUUGUUCCCUCUGUGCCCCCCUGCCUUGUUCCCUCUGUGCCCCCCCUGCCUUGUUCCUCUGUGCCCACCUGCCUUGUUCCUUCUGUGCCUACCUUUUUUGUUCUUUUGUGCCUGUCUGCCUUGGUCUCUUUGUGCCUGUCUGCCUUUGGUCUCUUUGUGCCCGCCUGCCUUUGGUCUCUUUAUGCCCGCCUGCCUUUGGUCUCUUUUGCCCGCCUGCCUUUGGUCACUUUGUGCCCCGCCUGCCUUUGGUCACUUUGUGCCCGCCUGCCUUUGGUCACUUUGUGCCCGCCUGCCUUUGGUCACUUUGUGCCCGCCUGCCUUUGGUCUGUUUGUGCCCGCCUGCCUUUGGUCUCUUUAUUCCCGCCUGCCUUUGGUCUCUUUAUUCCUGCCUGCCUUGAUCUCUCUGUGCCCUUUUUUUCUACUUCAGACUAUUUAUAUUUAUCAAUUUCAUUUGCCUUUUUGGCAAUACUUCAGUCUUUUCUUACUUCCUCUCUUUCUCUUUUUGUCCUGUCUAGGGGCUUGGUCGACGAUUAAGUUGAAACUGCUUUCCAUCUUUCAUUUUGGUGUAGCAGCAUUCUCGUUUGCGGUCUUACUUUCUUUCUUUUCCCUUUCGUCCCUUGUUUAG
Molecule: messenger RNA, 2052 nt
Organism: Acanthosepion pharaonis
Lineage: Eukaryota; Metazoa; Mollusca; Cephalopoda; Sepiida; Sepiidae
Source: the annotation of a GenBank genome assembly